Messenger RNA from Mercenaria mercenaria, 392 nucleotides. Its product is annotated as dnaJ homolog subfamily A member 1-like. NCBI's taxonomy places the organism in Eukaryota, Metazoa, Mollusca, Bivalvia, Venerida, Veneridae. Gene Ontology annotation, cellular component: cytoplasm; cytosol. Bases 12 to 377 code for a protein of 121 amino acids. The transcript has 2 exons. Gene Ontology annotation, molecular function: Hsp70 protein binding. Gene Ontology annotation, biological process: protein refolding. The record is from RefSeq and is a predicted model, not a curated record.
UGGUUCAACAGAUGCAGUCAGUGUGCUCGGAGUGUUCAGGAAAAGGGGAGCAAAUUAAUCCAAAACUAAGAUGUAAGAGAUGUCUCGGAAAAAAAGUGGUGGAUGAUCACAAAAUAUUGGAGGUCCAUGUCGACAAAGGUAUGAAGGACGGGGAAAAUAUCCGAUUUACGGGAGAAGGUGACCAAGAGCCCGGAUUGGAACCAGGGGACAUAAUAAUUGUUCUUGACGAGAAGGAGCAUAAAACUUUCCGACGUAACGGUUUGGAUUUGAUUAUGGAAAUGGAAUUACAGCUUGUUGAAGCACUGUGUGGAUUUCAGAAAACUAUAGAGACACUGGACAAAAGAACAUUGGUUAUAACAAAUUUACCAGGUGAGUAAGUUGAAGAUUGUGUA